CGAAUCCGAGCACUGCCUUCAAUUAUUAGCUGAAAAUCGAAAUUUCACAAUAGCGCACCGUAAAAUCUAAAAGUUUUUUUUUUUGUUUUUAAAGCCAUAACUUAAAACAACAUUGUGCUAUAUGAGGCGCCCGGUUUUAGCUCCAUGCAAUAACUCAAUAGUGGCUUCAAAAUUGACAAGUGUUACAGUAGCAUAAAAUAACGGUGUGUGCUUGUCGUUAUUUAACCUAAAGAAAACCUACUUAGCCCCACCUCCCGCCUCCAUAGACAAAACCAAAGAGCGAAAUGGCUUUCCGGCUCCUUAGCUCGGCGACGGCAAUAAAAAGCCUGAUGAAACGCAGCUACACCCAGUCACCGCUAACGACAAAGUUACAGCAUAGGGGCGCCUCAUUUGAGUUGACUCCACUUGUGCGAUACAUUGUGGAGCAGCUUCAACUGUUGUGCAAAAAGCCACCCAAGGGCUUCGAAAAGUAUUUCGAAGCCGGUGGUAAAUCGGGAAAGCCAAAAACAACCGCCGAGGGGGAUAAAAAGACAAGCAGCAAGCAACCGAGUAGCAGCAGCAACAGUAGCGGCAGCAGCAGUAAAUCAAAACCGCCCACUAUGAAAUCCAGCACUUCCAGCGAUCCAAAAUCGGAUUGGAAUUUUGGCAUGUUCAGUAACAGCUCACGUGGCCCGGCUGCGCGUGGACCGGGUACACCGAGCGGUCGUCCUCUUGGUGAAGGCGGCGGUGGCGAACGCGAACGUUGGAUACUGUUUGGCGCCAUUGGCGCGGUUGUAUUGAUUGCUUCGUUUGCGUUCUUUGAAAUGGGCUACAAAGAGAUCUCCUGGAAGGAGUUUGUCAACAGCUACCUUUCCAAGGGCGCCGUCGAAAAACUGGAAGUGGUUAACAAAAAGUGGGUGCGCGUGCGUCUGCAGCCCAGCCAGAGCAGCAGUGGUGUGUUAUGGUUUAACAUUGGGAGCGUUGACUCGUUUGAGCGAAAUUUAGAGACAGCACAGACAGAACAAGGUGUGGAGUCCAUCAACUUUGUGCCUGUCAUCUAUCGCAACGAAGUGGAAGCAUCCAGUUUAACUGGUCUACUACCAACGCUCCUAAUCAUCGGCUUCCUUGUCUAUAUGAUGCGCAAGUCGGCUGAUAUGAUGGGCGCUGGACGUGGACGCAAGGGCGGCGGUCUAUUUGGCGGUGUUAUGCAAUCGACAGCGAAGCUAAUCAAUCCCACAGAGAUUGGAGUCGGCUUCAAAGAUGUGGCUGGCUGUGAGGAGGCAAAAAUUGAAAUUAUGGAAUUUGUUAAUUUCUUAAAGAAUCCGCAACAGUAUAUCGAUCUGGGCGCUAAGAUACCGAAGGGUGCCAUGUUAACCGGUCCACCUGGUACGGGUAAAACUCUCCUAGCCAAGGCAACAGCUGGCGAGGCGAAUGUACCAUUUAUCACCGUCUCUGGCUCGGAGUUUCUAGAGAUGUUUGUCGGCGUGGGUCCGUCCCGAGUCCGAGAUAUGUUUGCCAUGGCUCGUAAACAUGCACCCUGCAUUUUGUUCAUUGACGAAAUCGACGCUGUGGGCCGCAAACGCGGUGGCAAGACCUUUGGCGGACAUUCGGAGCAGGAGAAUACAUUGAAUCAGCUGCUGGUCGAAAUGGAUGGCUUUAACACGACAACCAAUGUCGUAGUUCUGGCAGCCACUAAUCGCGUGGAUAUUCUGGAUAAGGCUUUAAUGCGACCGGGUCGCUUCGAUCGUCAGAUCUAUGUGCCGGCGCCCGAUAUCAAGGGGCGUGCCAGCAUAUUUAAAGUGCAUCUUGGCUCACUCAAGACAGAUCUGGACAAGAAUGGUCUGUCCCGUAAAAUGGCGGCGUUGACGCCCGGUUUUACUGGAGCGGAUAUAGCGAACGUUUGCAAUGAGGCGGCGUUGAUUGCGGCGCGCGAUUCAAAGGACUCCAUUGUGUUGAAGCAUUUCGAGCAGGCCAUCGAGCGUGUCAUCGCGGGUAUGGAGAAGAAGACGAACGUCUUGGCACCUGAGGAGAAACGGACGGUGGCUCACCAUGAGGCGGGGCAUGCGGUUGCUGGCUGGUUCCUCGAGCAUGCUGAUCCGUUGCUUAAGGUAUCGAUCAUACCACGCGGCAAGGGUCUUGGCUAUGCUCAGUAUUUGCCAAAGGAUCAUUAUUUACUGUCCAAGGAGCAGCUCUUUGAUCGCAUGUGCAUGACCCUGGGAGGUCGCGUAGCUGAGGAAUUGUUCUUUAAUCGCAUCACAACGGGUGCGCAGGAUGAUCUAAAGAAGAUCACAGACAUUGCCUACUCGCAGGUGGUGCGAUUUGGCAUGAACGAAAAGGUCGGCCAGGUUAGCUUUGAUGUGGGUCAAGCAGGUGACCCGGUGUUUAGUAAACCUUACUCCGAGGAUACGGCCAUGAUGAUCGAUGGCGAGGUGAGAGACAUUAUUAAAUGUGCGCACACAACAACAACCGAACUGCUGGUCAAGCACAAGGAGGAUGUUCGUCGUGUGGCCGAGCGUUUGCUGCAGAACGAAGUGCUCAGUCGUGACGAUAUGAUCGAGCUGCUGGGACCGCGUCCAUUUAAGGACAAGUCCACGUAUGAAGAGUUUGUUGAGGGCACCGGCUCCUUUGAGGAGGAUACCACGCUGCCCGAGGGUCUGAAGAGCUGGAAUAAGGAAAAAGAGGAGCCCGCCAGUACAGACACAACGGACUCAACACCACCAACGAAGCCGGCGACUGCUUCCAGCUAGACGUAGCUAAAUCUGCAUCGUCGUCGCCGUCGUCGUCUCUAUAUUUUAGUGGCUGUUGUUAUCAUUGUUGUAGUCUAAGCAGAUCAUUUAAGAAAUGUGGACUUCGACUUGAAUAGCUGAAAUUCACGACGUGCUUUAAAAAUAAUUCAAACGAAAUCUUUUGCUUUCCUAAUACCCUAAAAAACAAAAGAAAUUCCUACAAUUUCAUUUUACAGCGUUUUUCCUAGAAGUUUCAAACAGUUUUUGAUUGAUUGGUAUUUUGUAUAAUGAACAGAAAUAUUUCAAACAGAUUCUGGGUGUAAGCUAAUGGUCCCAAAUUAACCGUAUGCUAACAAAAAGAAAAACGAAAAAAAAACUUAUAUAAUGCAAUAAAAUCUUCACAAAUUUUCGAAAAAUUAACAACAAUACAAAAUUAAAAAAAAAGCCAGUGAAUCUAUGGAGUACGAGGGAUUAUGAAGAGCAAAACAUGUACAAUUUCAA
Molecule: messenger RNA, 3206 nt
Organism: Drosophila hydei
Lineage: Eukaryota; Metazoa; Arthropoda; Insecta; Diptera; Drosophilidae
Gene: Afg3l2
Product: AFG3-like protein 2
Exons: 4
Coding region: 285-2726 (813 amino acids)
Biological process (GO): mitochondrial protein processing; protein-containing complex assembly
Cellular component (GO): m-AAA complex; membrane
Molecular function (GO): ATP hydrolysis activity; zinc ion binding; ATP-dependent peptidase activity
Source: RefSeq, a predicted model, not a curated record